Molecule: messenger RNA, 1059 nt
Organism: Penicillium cataractarum
Lineage: Eukaryota; Fungi; Ascomycota; Eurotiomycetes; Eurotiales; Aspergillaceae
Exons: 3
Coding region: 1-1059 (352 amino acids)
Source: RefSeq, a predicted model, not a curated record
AUGACAACCGCAGUUUGUGAAAAUGUAGGUGUUUCCCGAGUUCCUAGUGACAAAGCCAGUUCUGCCUACUUGAUGCAAAGCAUUUGGAUGAAAAGCGCCCUGAAUGAUCCCUGCCUAUUCCACGCCACUCUCUUUGCAGGUUCCUCCUGUUUUGACCUUCUCCGCACCGAGAAGCAAAGCCCAAUCACUCUAUUUCAUCAGAAUGAAACCAUCAGAAUCAUCAACCAGCGCCUAUCGAACCCGACCUGGGCAUUGAAGGACACCACUAUCCUUGCCAUAACACCGCUCGCUCUAUUCUCAGCGCUGAAUGCCGACCAGGCAGCUGCUAAUAUCCACCGGAUGGGAUUAGAGAGGCUGGCCGAGCUCAAGGGCGGCCUCGACAAGCUGGGUCUUGACGGACUUACGUCAACACUAAUUAAUAGGAACACGGCGAUUUAUCGCAUAGCAUUCGACCCUGACAGCGGAAAUUUGGUAUCGGAACCUCCAAUUGGUCUAGAGGUGCGAAUCCUGAAUCCCACGACCGAAAAUUACUCCACGCCGCCAUAUAUAUCCAAAUCAUUGGUCAAAGAGCUCUUCCAAAAGAUUCAUGAUUUUAAACUCGACUGGAUUUCCAAGCAAUCAGCGACCGGCCUGCACCACCUGCUUGCCAACCAUAACAGGCCAUAUUUCAGCGUCAGUGCAACAACACCACCGGAAUUGCAGGACCCGAUUUACCACUGCUGCUUCCUCGCCACGCAGAUUUUUGGGGAAAUGGUGAAUGGUAGAACGCAAUUUCUUGAUGCACUGGUCGCCAAUCUGAAAGCAUCCCUGGCCUUGACAGAUGAGAAACUUUGGCUUUGUUAUCUCCCUAUAGAGUAUUCGUGGGUAUGUUUCACGGGAGCAGCCGCAUCGAAGGAUGCGAGGUUACGCCUCUGGUUCUACUUCAAGCAGUCAUCGUCCGUCAGGCUAGUCAAGGUAGUCGAGGAGUCUUGGUACCUGGGUGAAUUAUGGUCACAUGUUCAGUGGCUCAGAAUAAUCGGGCUGCACCCUGAGCCACCCACCUUCACUACACUUGAAUAG